GGGCUUCACUGAGGAAAUAAGACAGAGCCGUGGUAGGCUGUAAGUCAAUAGAGAGCUCCAACUCAACUGGUUAGGCAAAGCUAAUAUUUCUAGCAAAGACAUUUUACAGGGACUGACUACUUCUGAUCAUAGACAACUGAGGUUGUGUGAAAAACUAGAGCAUUUGUAUACAAAAUGGCAAAGGAAAGGUUGAGCAUAGUGGCUCUAGGGGUGACACUGCUUCUGUUAGCAGAAGCAUGGGCCCAGAGUCCCAGAAAGAGACUGGCAACAUCAAAGCCAGCCAAGGCUCAGUGCUGCGAUGAUGUGCGCUCUCUCAAGGUCCAGGUAGCCAAUCUGACUAGUAUCCUUGAGGAGCUGAGUCGCAAGCAGGGGACAGACUUAUUGAACGUUGUGAGGCAAAUAAUGGAGCUGGACAAACAGAACCGGCAGCAAGAAGCACGAGUUACGGAGGCAGAGAGCAAAUACUCGGAGAUCAACAACCGUGUGGAGAUCAUGCAGCUACAAACCCUGCAAUCUGCCACUCAGACCUCAUCAGAUGCAAUUUAUGACUGUGCAUCACUCUACACCAAAAGUUACAAGAUCUCUGGAGAGUACAAACUGCCCAAAGAUGAGUUUCUGGGGACACCCGAGUUGAGCGUGUUCUGCGAUAUGGAUACAAAAGGAGGCGGAUGGACUGUGAUCCAAAGGCGCAAAGUCGGCCUGACAUCAUUCAACCGUGACUGGAAGCAGUACAAAAAUGGAUUUGGAUCCAUCCGUGGGGACUUCUGGCUGGGCAAUGACAACAUCUUCCGUCUAACAAGGCAGCCCACUGUGCUCCGAAUUGAGUUGGAGGACUGGGAAGGACAGACACGCUAUGCUGAGUAUGGUUUUUUCACCAUCAGUAAUGAGCUCAACAGCUACAAGCUCUUCCUUGCCAACUAUAGUGGGAACGCUGGAGACUCCCUUCGCUACCACAACAACACCAACUUCAGCACCAUGCACAAGGACAAUGACAAAUGUGUGGAUGACUGUGCUUCUCUGCGCAAAGGUGGCUACUGGUACAACUGCUGCACCGACUCAAACUUAAAUGGUGUUUUUUAUCGCUACCGGGAGCACACAAAGAACACAGAUGGGAUCACUUGGUAUGGUUGGCACGGGCCCAACUACUCCCUCAAGAAAGUGGAGAUGAAGGUCCGUCCAGUGGGUUUUCAACCAUAGGUGCUUCCACUGUGUUUCCUGGAUCAUGAUGGGCAUGAAUGCGGAGAGAUUUCACUAAUACUUGGUCAAUUAAAAUGUAGCCUUCCCUUGACUGCGAAAGGAAUGAAUACAUCGUUUGUGUUGGUCUGAUUAUGUUUGAGUCAGAUGAAUGUGUAAUGUUUCUACCGUGUAUGAUUGUAAAGUGUACUUCAUUUUGUGUAUUUAUCAGUAAAAUAUUUUAUUUUUUAAAAGCUUCAAUAGAUGCUCUUUACCACUGUCCCAUUUGGGUAACCAGAUUUUAAUAUUUCCUCUCUGAAAGCACUAGGAUGUAUCAUUUAGACACAAAAUUAUUAUUGUAGCAGCAAGUUUCAGUCUAGAAUGGUCUAGUUCAGGUUUAAAUCAUUAGGACUGAUAGGAGCUAAUGAAACUUUAGGAUCUGUCUAAGUUGCUGGAAUGGGACCAAACACCAAAGGUAUUUCUUAUGAAUUCCAAUAAAUGUUAUUAAAACCUUAACCGUUAAUAAUGGAAA
This is a messenger RNA of Solea solea (common sole), 1705 nucleotides long. It is a transcript of the gene angptl7, whose product is annotated as angiopoietin-like 7. The coding region runs from base 175 to 1197 and encodes 340 amino acids. The record is from RefSeq and is a predicted model, not a curated record. The transcript is spliced from 5 exons. Lineage: Eukaryota; Metazoa; Chordata; Actinopteri; Pleuronectiformes; Soleidae.